This is a messenger RNA of Pelmatolapia mariae (spotted tilapia), 7547 nucleotides long. RefSeq names its product protein kinase C-binding protein NELL1-like. The record is from RefSeq and is a predicted model, not a curated record. Gene Ontology annotation, biological process: regulation of osteoblast differentiation; positive regulation of ossification. The transcript has 20 exons. Gene Ontology annotation, molecular function: heparin binding; calcium ion binding; protein kinase C binding. Lineage: Eukaryota; Metazoa; Chordata; Actinopteri; Cichliformes; Cichlidae. Gene Ontology annotation, cellular component: cytoplasm. The coding region runs from base 165 to 2591 and encodes 808 amino acids.
UAAUUAGAGAACCCCUGCUCACGGAUUGUGGACCAUUCCUCCGUUCCUCCACAUCCAGGCGAGGUGAGAGCGGCGCAGAGCACCAGACGGACCGGAGCGGGUUAGUGUGGGUACACGGAGGCGCGUCACACUCACGGACUCUGUACAUCGCAACUCCAACACAAAUGGAUAUUUACGUGGCUCUGUUAUCCCUUUUCUUUUUUACCACACCAGCUUUGGCUUUCGGUUCAGAUCAAGACUACCAGAUUGAUAUCAUCAAUGAACUUGACCUGGCAAAUGCCACCUAUGGAAUUACCCAAGUGGCGGGUCUUCACAACAGCAGCAAAGCCUUCCUUUUCCGAGAUGUUGGGAGAGCAGUUCACGCCCCAGCACACAUCACAGAAAAAGUGGUACAGCUGUUCAGGAGUAAAAGUGAGUUUACCUUCUUGGCCUCCAUCCAGCAGAAGUCCUCCACGUCAGGAGUCAUAUUCUCCAUCCACGAGUCAGAACACAGCUACUUUGAGCUGGAAAGCAGCGGGGUGAGAGAGGAGAUCCGCUAUCACUACCGCUUCAAAGGCAAGCCACGUUCUGAAUCCUUCCCCUACCGCCUCGCUGAUGGCCAGUGGCACAAGAUCGCCCUUACCAUCAGUGCCUCCCACCUGCUUCUGCACGUUGACUGUAACAGAAUUUAUGAGCGGGUGAUAGACCCUCCCCAGAUGGAGCUCACCCCAGGCAGUGGAGUGUGGCUUGGCCAGCAUAGCCACAGACAUGGUCUGUUUAAGGGCAUUAUUCAGGAUGUGAAGCUGAUUUUUGCUCCCAACGGCUACAUCACACAGUGUCCAAACCUUAACCGUACCUGUCCCACCUGCAGUGAUUUCCUGAGCCUGGUGCAAGGCAUCAUGGACCUUCAGGAACUACUGGCUAAGAUGACCUUGAAGCUGAACUAUGCUGAGUCUAGGCUGACCCAGCUGGAAGGAUGUCAUUGCGAGAGGACCUGCAGUGCCAACGGUCUGGUCUACCGGGAUAAGGAGCUGUGGGUAGAACCUGAGAACUGCAGGAACUGCGCAUGCAAGAACGGUGUGGUCGAGUGUCGCAGGAUUUUCUGUCCUCUGGCAAACUGCUCAGAAGACUUGUUGCCUGUACAUGUGGAUGGAAAUUGCUGCAAGACAUGCAGACCAAAAUGUACCUACAUGGAACAGACAUUUUCUGAGGGACAGCGGUUUUUGUCCAGGAGCUGCCGGGAAUGCAAGAAUGGCCUGAUGGUGAAAGUCACAGAGACCUGUCCAGAUCUAAACUGCACCCUCAGUGAACAGAUCUUACCAGAUGGCAGAUGCUGCAAUGUUUGCAGAGGUUAUGACUUCUGCGCAGAGGGACUCAUUUGUGGGGAAAACUCAGAGUGUAAAAACAGGAAUACUAAAGCAGAGUGUGAAUGCAAGAGUGGCUAUGCCUCCAUCCACGGGGAUUCUACUUACUGUGAAGAUAUUGAUGAGUGCGCGACGCAGAUGCACUACUGCCAGUCCAACACAGUGUGCGUCAACCUGCCCGGCAGCCAUCGCUGUGACUGUCUACCAGGCUUCACCAGAGUGGACGAGUACUCUUGCACCGAGCAUGACGAGUGCGCCAGCGGCCAGAAUUUGUGUGAUGAGAACGCCAUCUGCACCAACACCAUCAGGGGACAUCUGUGUACCUGCAAGCCGGGCUACGUGGGCAAUGGCACCAUCUGCAGAGCCUUCUGUGAGGAGGGAUGCCGAAGCGGCGGGACCUGUGUGUCUCCCAACACAUGUGUCUGUCCCUCGGGAUUCACGGGACACCACUGUGAGACAGAUAUUGACGAGUGUGCAGAGGGCCUGAUUGAGUGCCACAACCACUCCCGCUGUGUCAACCUGCCUGGCUGGUACCACUGUGAAUGCAGAAGUGGUUUCCAUGACAAUGGCUCCUACCUGCUCGACGGGAGCUCCUGCAUCGACAUUGACGAGUGCAGUUUGCAGACACACACCUGCUGGAAUGACAGUGUGUGUGUGAACCUCCCAGGAGGCUAUGACUGUGUGUGCACAUCUGGUCCAGGCUGCAGUGGUGACUGCCCACAGGAAGAAGGAAUCAGGCGCAAUGGAGAAGAUUGGAAACCCAGCUUUGAUCGCUGUGCUGUAUGCUCCUGCAAGGAUGGGCAGACGUACUGCAGGCGGAGACCUUGUGACUGUGGAGACCCAGAAGAGGACCUGUUCUGCUGUCCUGGAUGUGACAACAGGCCCAGCAGCCAGUGUCUGGAUCAGAGCGGACGCACACUUUACCGCAGCGGAGCAUCUUGGCUGUAUGGCUGCCAGCAGUGCCGCUGCAUGGAAGGGGAGGUCGACUGCUGGCCUCUAGUUUGCCCCACGUUGAUGUGCGAGUACACGGCAGUGGCAGAGGGCGAAUGUUGCCCACGCUGCGUCACAGACCCCUGCCUGGCUGACAACCUGUCGUAUGACAUUCGGCAGACAUGCAAGGACCCCGCAGGCAUCGCCCGCCUCAGCGGAGACACAUGGCAUAUGCCCAAAUCACCCUGCACCACUUGCAAGUGCAAGAAUGGAAACGUUUGCUGCUCGGUGGAUCUCGACUGCCUUCAGAACAACUAAAGCCCUCCCUCCUCCUCCUCCACGUGCUGUCCUCUUCUUCUCCUUUCACUAUGGGACUGCCACAUCCCCUCAACCAUCUGACGACCCUUCCCCUCAGACAGACAGACAGACUCUCGCAUGCACAUGUGCAUGCCAGUGUGUGCACAAAAAAAGAAAAUUUGCAAACACACACUGGACAGACUGGGGUGUCGCGGCUGUGCUUUUAUGCUGUACCUCUGUCGACAAACAGCGACUGAGUGUGCGUGCGUGACUCAGGAGGAGACAGAGGCCCGAGUUGCUCUCACCACAGUCGCUGUGUUGUGUUUGUGUCUCUGUGUUCGAAUCCAUCCUUUCACGAAACGUCUUGAAACCUUUUUAAAUGUCUCAAACCCGAAACCAGAGACAAACAGCCAGACGGAUGCUGAGGGGCUCCGUCUGUCUACAUUUGCCUAAACACGGGCUCUUUAAUGCUUGGUCGCCUACAGGAAACUAAACAUCCAUUACUUUGGUAACCAAAAGGAAUGCAUCCACUUUACUGUGUUUUGUGUUACUGAAUCAGGAGGUAGUUCAGUGUCAUGUUACAAUGUUAUGAUGAAGUGGGGUCAGUUUUCAUUUCAGUACCAGAUUUUUUGUGGGUAGCGUUUUUUUAUUUCUGUCACGGAUAUUGUCCAUAUUGUGCUAAAAACUUAGCAAUAGCUUUUGGAUGUCCUGAUUUGUGUGAAAUCCAAAUGAAUUUACAACAUGUUGACCUCACGUCCUGGUGUCAGCAUGAUUUCCAUCACUGAUAUUUCCCAAAUAGUUGUGGACUACAUUCUUCUUUGACAAGAGUCACAUCUUGAACACAUCGUAAUAUAUACGAAUCUUCAUCUUUACAUUUUUUGAGUGGUUCUUUGGCAAAACAGGUAGAAGUAUAAACCAUGUCAGUGGUGCACAUUAGCUUUGCAUACAUCGUUAAUGUUUCAUCAAAACAUCUAGCUGGCCCUGGACCCAGAAACUGAAAUCUGCAAUAUUUGAGAGUCUAGAGCAGACUGAUAAUUUCACAAUCUAAAAACCUGUCAGCUAAUCAGCUGACGUAGACUUGGGGCAUAACACCCAACGGAUAAAACUUCCUGUGCCUGUUUGCCAAACAUCAUUUAUGAAUACUUAAAAUACGUAAAAAAAAAAUCAAUCAAUAAAUUUUCAGAUGAUAGCCAGUAAUUCUGAUUCUUAACUCAGAUGCAAGUACAACCUACUACAAGCUGAAGCCAGAAAAACUGUCCCUUGCCUACGGACUCUGAUAGGCAGGUAUCUGUUUACAGAGAUUAUGUAUUAAUUUAUAAUUCUCUGACACCGUCGGUCCCAUUUUAAAGGAUUUUCCGGAAAUAGCCAUGACAUGCAGUGCACCACCAAUAACGUUGACUCGCUUUUGAGCGUGGCUGCUUGGUACAGGUAUUUAUUACUGCUGGUAGAUGUAGCUGGAAAACAGUCCUGCUUUCAGUCAUCAAACCCUAUAAAUGCCACAUCUAUAUUAAACCGCAUCCCUGAGGCUCUGAACUGGGACAGACAACAUGUCUGUUCUUCUGAGCCACUUCAGUUUUCUAACACUCCCUCAACCACAGCAUCUCGUCUUCAAAUGAGGACGACUGCCAGAUGCCUACACUUAAAAACGGCAGUCAGGGUAUGAAAAGCAUCUGAAAGGUGUGUGGCGAUGCACAGUGGAUUCCUGCAGGCCAGAACAAGUGCCAGCCAUAGUCAUUGAUUAAAUCUGAGCUCGUGGAGGGUUGGACUUCUGCUGCGUCUCUCCGGGCUCCUCGGCUCUGCACCAUAUGGCACACCCGAGGUGGCAGGGACACAAAAAGUGAGCGCUGGAGAGGGAUGCGGAUAAUUAAAGCAUUGUCACGCAGGCCUGGAUUUGAUUAUGCCAGAAGGUCACCAAGUGCUGAAUCUGUUUACAGACAGCCAGGCUUAUUAAGGCAGGAGAGUCCGGUUCCUUUACUGCUACAGUUCACACGUUCAUAGCUACAAGGAUGCUCUAGUCUCCUGUUCCCCUACCCUGUCCCUCAGCCCUCAUCCACACUUGUCUGCACUGUCCUUAAGCUUUUCUCAAGAGUGUUAAUGUUGACCUAUGUCAGUCAGUAUCCCCCCCCGAGGAAAUUUUCAACACUAUUUUCUUUUCUUUUUUCUUUAAAUGAGUACUAAAAGCAAAUUAGUUUCAAGGCCACAACUUAUGCUGCAGUUAUAUAACAUGAUUGUUAUAUAACUACAGAAAUCUGAUGUGACAUGUUCACCCUCUGAUCAAAUAAGCAAAAAAAUUGUUAUGAGGUAAUCCUUUGUUGCGCAUCAACUUACCACUCAGUUAAUUUUUGGCAGCUGUAAUAAUAACUGGGGUUUCUUUUCAAAGUUCCGACAGUUAGGGCCUUCUCCCUCAAUUUCUCCUUCGUGUUUGAUUCUUCUGCACUCAGUCAGUGCAGAUAUCAGGACUCAUUUUCCUCCUUCAGAAGAAUCCAUUCGCUGUGUCAGGAUGAAAAACAGCUUUCAGGUUGAGAUAAUCCUUCACAGUGGAAAUGAAACUUUCAUUUUUUUUUUAAAUGUGAGGACAUGGAAAUCAGUUGGUGAGCUGCAAAAAAUCUACUUGUAUUUGCCAAGUUGGAGGUGUAAAGCCUAGUCCAAAAUACAUAACUUUUACUGCAGUUGUCUUAUCAAGACAAUAAUCCAUCGUCAUGAGUAAUCCGCUUGCUGUACCAUAUUUCUGUCAUAGCGGCAAACAAGAUGGUAUCGAGGAGCAGCUUGUAAACAGGUCUGAGACUGAAAUGAACAAAAUCCAAUGAGGCUAAAGGGCACCAAGGCAAGAAAUUGGAGAGGUACAUAGUCUAUAAUAAUGAAAUUGGCUCUUGUACCCAAAGAAAACAGCCUUGUCAUUUUCAUUUGUACAACUUUAGGAUAAGAGCAAAUGACUGCAAGUGCUGCAAAUGCAAGAGAUCCUGGAAAAGGCUUCAUUUCAAUCCAUAGGAUCUUCUCUAGGCAAGUUAAAAAAAAAAAAAGCAUUUUUCUGUAGAAAUCCUAGACUAUAAAGAAUACCAGAGGGAUUCAGUUUUAUUUAUAUUGCUCCAAGUCACAACAAGGCACUUUAUACUAUAAGAUAAAGACCCUACAAUAAUGCAGAGAAACCCCAACAAUCAGGUGGCCCCCAAUGAGCAAACACUUGGCAACCGUGGGAAGGAAAAACUCCCAUAACAGCAAUAAACCUCGAGCGGAACCAGGCUCAGGGAGAGGCAGCCAUCUGCCCUGACCCCCAGAAGUCUAAACCUACUGCAGCAUAACUAAGGGAUGGUUCAGGGUCUAGGUCAUUAGUUUUGUUGGUGAGUUCUUCCACCUUUGCCAUCUUGGCUUUCUUUAAACUGUCAGUGAGGAGUGGAUCUGCCUGUAAUCGAAAGAUACUAUACAAUAAGUUCAUAUGGAAUCUUUUCAGUGACAAGGUAUUGUACCAAAACCCAGCAAUUAAAACCAUGAACUCAUCAAUAAAAUGUUCACUGAGCUGAGGGCUGUUUUCAAAGAGAUUUCUGUACAACCAUCAGGCGUGUUGCAACAAGAUGACCCACCCCUUGUUUGCCAUUAAAAAAGAAUGCAGAAGCUGCAACCCACUUGCAUAGCAAUAUGACAACUCAUGGUAAAAUUGGGACAUGUUACAAUUGUUAUAGUCUGCACUGGCUUUAAUAUAUAUAUAUUAAAAAAAACCUUUUAUGGAAUUUAACUGGUAUUUAAAACAGUUUUAGGUAUGACCUCGCUUUUUGGAGUUGAGAGCAAUUAUUACAGCAUGUCCUCCUUAGCCACGCUGUCCUUGUAUCACCUCUCCUUACACUCUAAACACUCUAAUACCGAAAUUGUCAACUGUGGACAAAGUACACAUGCAGAAGGGGAAAAAAGAUGAUGUAAAUGUUAUCUGUACCCAUCAAAAACAAAAAAAAUCAAAGGAAACAAAAGCAGAUAAUUGUACAAAGUUUCAGAUUGCUCUGUUGACUGAUUUGAUAUGAACUAUGUCUACUAAAAACCACUGUUUGCAAACUGUGUGUAAGCGCUUUUACAUACUGACAAUGUGAUACAACUCUGCAGUUUUUUUAAAAUUCUCAUUGUGUUCAUGAAAAAUGUAUUCAUUUUAGUAGACUACAUUUCUUAUCUCGUGGGAUAGGCUCUGUUUUUGCUUGUAAAUACUGUGUAAAGGGGAAGGUCACUGUAAAGAGAGUAAGACUAUGAGGAUAAUUUUCACUACCACAGCUUCUUUGGAACUGAGCGUUGCAAGCUGAAUAUGAGAGAAGCAACAUUUCUAUUGUUUUUACUAUUUAUUUUUCUAUUCUUGCUCUAACCUGUUUAGUAUUGUAUCCGUCAUAGAUUCAUGUCUUUUCACUGUUUUAGAAUAACACGGUUUUGAUUAGCCUGUGUGUAUAUAUUCUGAUCUCUAAUCGGUGUCCCUUACUAAGAGUCGGCAGAGGUGGAAAUCAGACUCGGAAAUCAGAACCUGCAGAGAUAAGCGUAUUUUCUAGGCGCCAGGACAGGCUGCUCACUGCAUUCAUUAGCUUUUUUUUUUCUCCAACAUGUUUGUAUGAUCUGAAGUGAAACAUGACUUCAUGGGAAUCAGACAACAUAGAACUAUGUACACAUGUAAAGAAAAUUGAAAAUCUUGAAAAUGUUCUUGUUUCAGUUUCUGCUAAAAAAAAACAAACAAAAAGAAGAAAGAAAGAAGGAAGGAAUGGGGGGGGGCAUUGUGUUUUAUCCUUUUAUGUCUGACUUUUUAAAAAAAAAAAUAACACAAGUUUAGGACUUUCGAGCUCCUGAUGUGCCACUUCAUGUUUUAUAGUGGACUAUGGCAGAGGAAUCCCCUGGUCUGUUCACUGCUUACUCUUCAGAUCAGAGUGGCCAACCUAAUUGUACUCAAAGGGUUAAGUGUCAUUUGAAGACUGUGUUGUGAUAAGAAUUUGCUGUAAAAGAAAAAAAAAAUGAGUU